UGUUUCCAGCGCUGCUGCACAAAAACAUCACGGGUGGUUGUUGCAGCUGUGCGCGCUACAAAUACAGCACAUGGUGGCAUUUGGACGCUGUUUGUCGCGACUGGCACCAUCAGGCUUGAAGUCCGAGCUCGUUUUAACGCAGAUUUAUCAACUUUGACUUGCGUAGGAUUUACUUUACUGCCAGUGUUCAAACUUUAACUUAUAGCUGAGUGAAAAAAAACAGCCCGAACCCACCGAGAGGUUUUCUGUAAAUCCACCUGUCUUAGUUUCCACUUGGUUGCAAGCAUGUCGUCUGGUGCAAAACAAGUUAAAAGCUGCCCAAUCCCGACCAAGGUGCUCACCCUGAAGGACUGGUCCCAGCUGCCGGACUGCUACAGCCAGACACCCGGAGGGACGCUCUUCUCCACCACGCCCGGGGGUACCCGCAUCAUCUAUGACAGGAAGUUUCUCUUGGACUGCCGGAACUCCCCUCUUGCCAGGACCCCCCCAUGCUGUCUCCCCCAGAUACCGGGGGUGACGGUACCUGCCACACACCCCAUCGGCAAACUGCAGGACCUCAAAGAGGAGGCAGAGGAGGAAGAGAAGGAUAUUGCUGAUGACAGCCAGUUUGAGAUGGACAUCUGAGCACCAGUAUUGCCUCCUGUGGAGAGUCAUUGAUUUAAACUUUCGUAAAGGUCAUUGACUAUACUGCAUUAUAUAAAGGUUUGUUUUGUUUUUUAUCCACUUUCUUUUGUGAGGAAAUGUAGGGUGAAUUCACCCUUAUUGGGGGGAAAAAGUAUGUGUUAAGACAAAGAUGGCAUAAUUGUUUGGUUGCUCACUCACACCGGAGAAAAUGCAGGAUUGGAAAAUCCACUUUGAUUUAACCUUUUUUUUAAUAUUCUGUAAAUAAGAAAUUUGUACUAUGUAGCCUGUUGCUUUUUUUUAAGUUUGGGGGUGGGGGGGGGUUAUUACAUUAAGACAUGUAUAGAGGGAUUUUUCAAAUGUCAGUUUUUGUUUUCUCAAUUCUGUUAAAGGAGGGCCAACUUCCUUUUGUGGGUUUGAGAAUCAGGGGGCCUACUCAAAAUCAGCUCUGAGUUUAUUUUGUAUGGAAGGAGUAUUGAAAUGUACAUUUUCAAAUAAAGGCUGAAAAAUUCCCA
This is a messenger RNA of Cololabis saira (Pacific saury), 1136 nucleotides long. It is a transcript of the gene eif4ebp3l, whose product is annotated as eukaryotic translation initiation factor 4E binding protein 3, like. The transcript is spliced from 3 exons. Bases 286 to 624 code for a protein of 112 amino acids. The record is from RefSeq and is a predicted model, not a curated record. Gene Ontology annotation, molecular function: eukaryotic initiation factor 4E binding. Gene Ontology annotation, biological process: negative regulation of translational initiation. Gene Ontology annotation, cellular component: cytoplasm. Lineage: Eukaryota; Metazoa; Chordata; Actinopteri; Beloniformes; Belonidae.